Messenger RNA from Myxocyprinus asiaticus (Chinese sucker), 5153 nucleotides. RefSeq names its product RNA-binding protein 20-like. The transcript has 14 exons. Gene Ontology annotation, biological process: regulation of RNA splicing. Gene Ontology annotation, cellular component: nucleus. Lineage: Eukaryota; Metazoa; Chordata; Actinopteri; Cypriniformes; Catostomidae. Gene Ontology annotation, molecular function: mRNA binding; zinc ion binding. The record is from RefSeq and is a predicted model, not a curated record. Bases 457 to 3426 code for a protein of 989 amino acids.
GGUGUACGUUCAUGUAACAUCACCCUCCCUGCUUUCCCUUCAUACACUUUGCAAAGCACAUGUGACACUUCAUCACUCCGGCCACUAUUCCAGGCCAAACCACACACGGCACGGCGACCUACAGUACAAGCAGCCAGCGCACAGUUAGUUACCGCAUGCAGUUAGAUCUGAGCCGAGGUCACGGGACUGCAGCAGGGUCGAGGGGUGAACUGUGCUGUCUGGUUGAGUUUUCAUCUGGAGAAUUGUGAUAGUACCUCAGGAGAAAAGCUUGAGAGUAAAUCUGCUCCUCUGGGGGGAGCUCUAGGUGGAGUAGGUCAGAACUUGCUGCUGAGUCCUGCCAGUCUUCAGCUGGCUCAGCUUCAGGCCCAGCUCACACUCCACCGUCUCAAACUCGCCCAGACCACCAACACCGCCGCUGCAGCCACUGUCCUGAAUCAGGUCCUCUCCAAUGUGGCCAUGUCCCAGCCUCUCUUCAACCAGCUCCGGGGCUCCAGCAUGGCCCAGGCCCAUGGUAGGGCCUUCCCACCACCGCCUAUAACCUUCCCACCUCCAAACGCUGGCCUUGGAACACUGGUUGGUGGUGGUUUUACUCCAAAUCCUACUGGGAUCAGGCCCACUACCUUUGGAGGGGCAUCCAAUCAGAAAUUCAACCAGCACAAUGAUUACGGUAAAAAGGCCGGAACAUAUUUGACGGACACAGACCAUCACUUGCCGUUUGGAUACCUGGGAGGGGCUUCAGUGGUUACUAAUAAGGCAUGUGAUGGAGGACAGAACAGUGGAGCUACUUCACAACCCAGGAACAAUGCCCAAAGCAAUUUUCAGAGAGACUUCUUUUCCUCGGAGACCCCAACUCAACAAAUUAGAUUCUUGGGAGGAGGCAAUGAUCAGAACCUGGGAUCCCUUUCCUCAUCAGCCCCUAAGGAGCAAUGGAAAGGCCCAAAAAUGGAUAUCAGUACAGGAGCAGGUUCUGGGCCUUGGGUACCAACCGGACCAGGGUUUGUGGGCCCAAGAGCAGAGCUUUAUAACCCUGAGGAUCCCACGACAGAUCCCAAGUUCAAAUCGGCAUGUGGCCCAGCUGGGGUUGGCCCACCCAUAGGGCAGCAAGGGGGAUUUCAACAGCAGCUACAGCUCCACCAGGGUGAGGAGGGGGUGACAUUGUCCUUACAACCCCACCAGCUUAAUGACUAUCACGGGACAACACCUUCACACCUACCCUAUCAGUGCACCAUUUGUGAGAAGAAGGUUUACAACUUGAAGGACUGGGACCAGCAUGUGAAGGGCAAGUUGCAUCUGCAAAACUGUUCGCUUUACACUGAGAGCCUGACGCUCGGAGCAGUGCACUUUCCAGUGUCGUCUGAGGGAUGUCUCAACAUGGCAUUGAGCAACACUAUGGCGUACUCAGCAGCUGCCGGUCAAGAUGUUUCAACUGGAAGUGCUUCAUAUUUGCCAGCCACAGCUGUGAAGUCAUUUCCUCUCUCAGGGGCGGGAUUUACCUUGCACCAAUCAGGGACAAAGUUCCUUCAGCGUAAAGCAUUUCCUGGCCGUGUCAUCCACAUCUGUAACUUGCCGGAGGGAAGCUGUACAGAGAAUGACGUCAUCAACCUUGGCCUGCCCUUUGGCAAAGUGACCAACUACAUCCUCAUGCGCUCAACGCAUCAGGCUUUUCUUGAAAUGGCAUACGUGGAGGCAGCUCAAGCUAUGGUACAGUACUACCAACUGCAGCCAGCUACCAUCAACGGACAGAAACUACUGAUCCGCAUGUCCAAAAGAUACAAGGAACUACAGUUAAAGAAACCAGGUAAAAAUGUUGAGUCUAUAAUCCAAGACAUAAAUUCACAAAGAGAGCGAGAUGAAAUGCAGGAAGCUGACAGGUACCUACCUGAACGAGCAAGAUCACGCAGUCCCGUCAGUCGUUCUCUGAGUCCUCGCUCCCACAGUCCGAGCUUCACUUCCUGUAGCUCCGCCCACAGUCCACCGGUACUGCCCUGUCGGUCUGACUGCAGCAACGGCAUGGGGCCUUGCCGGGCCUCCUGGGACUGGACGUCUCACCCCCAAGGCGACGAUGACCCACGUGAGAGACAUGAUUGGAGGAACGACGAGGAAGAGAGACCCAACGGUUGGCUAUCUGAGCGCAGGAAACCCUACCUUAAAACUGGGGACCGGAUCAGUCCACGAAUGGGGCCCGGAGACAACCGGGGAAGGGACUGGUAUUCCCGCGAUAGCCCCCAGGGGUCCUCUUUUUCUUCCUACCACUCCAUAGAUGACUUCUACAAGAAGGAGUCGCUUUACAAGACUGACAAACUGAGUAGGGCACCACAUCAGAGACAUGAAGGGAAAUCUAAGAGGCGGGAGGGUGGAGACUAUCACAGACCUCGACAUUCAGAGUCAGACAUGACGGAUGAAUCCAACCGGAUGGCCGAGAACAGAGGACGCAGCAAGAGGCCGAGUCGGAGACAAGAGAAGGAGGAGAGGGAGUCUGAGAAUCAGAAGGAAGAAUAUCCAACCAAAGAGAGAUCAGCAUCUCCUCACAACAGCAAACCUUCAGAGCCCACAAAGUGUGAAAGAAAUGGUGACAGUGAGGAACUGGAUAGUGGAGAUGAUGGAGAGGAGGAGAGCUGGUAUCCUAAAAGCAUGGAGGAACUGGUUACCGUAGAUGAAGUCGGAGGAGAAGAAGACUCCAUCAUUGAACCUGAUCUACCUGAUCUUCAUGAGGAAGACCAGCCUGUGGAGCCUGGUCAGUCAACAACAGUCAGCCUAAUCUCCAAAUCAGAGCCCCCAAUACAGGGUGAGGAGCCUACAAUGGACCCCCCUACACUUCCACCUCUAGAUUUGGUUACAGAAGUAAGCUCCAGUGGUAUUCCACCCAGCUUUAGUGGGACGUCCCCUGUCCCAGAGCAUCUGGUCUCUCAACUCAACCAGCUCCCCUCUCAGGAGUUUAAAAGCACUUUGGAGACCUGCACCUCCAUAGAUAUGGAGACACACACCAACGCACCAACAUUAGUGGACUCUCCAGAUCACAACAGCACAUGCGAGAGUGGGAAAGUGAUGGACUCAAGCAAUGAUGCAAAAAAGGUGGCGGACACGGAUAGCAAGGAACCACUUCAAGAACAAGAAAGUCAGAAGAGAGAUAUUCCUGAAUCAUUACCUGCCCCUUCACCUCAGAUGACAGAUAUCUCUGCUGUUUCACCCUCCCAAGGGCAGGAGAAAGCCAUCAGUGAACACAGCAUACCAUUAGGUGUGGAGUUCAUCGUGCCAAGGACGGGAUUUUAUUGCAACCUGUGUGGCUUGUUUUACACUAGCGAACAGACAGCGAAGACAUCACACUGUCGGAGCACUAUUCACUACAGGAAUCUACAGAAGUAUCUGUCGCAGCUGGCGGAGGAAAGUCUCUUGAACUUUCACACUGAGUCACCAAACACUGAAUGAAGCUAACAUGAGACUCAUGUGACGACAGCACAGCUGGGAAUACUAAAAAAAGCCAUGGAGAUUGAAACAGAGAGACACUAAUCAAUUGAGAAAGAGAGCACUUGGAUCCUCUGUUUGCCCAAGAAUUUCAAGACUAUUAAUUUGUAAAGAAACAGUUCACAGUUCUGUUAUCAUUUACUCACCCUCAUGUCUUUGACACAAGAUGGUGUGUGUAUCCUGUGUGGUCCAGGCAUUUUUAUUACAUUAGGUGGGUUUCCAUCCAACUAUUUUUAUGUGCAUUUUGAAAUUGUGCAUAAGAAAACCUGAAUGGAAACGCUUGAUAUGCGAAUACACUUUCUACAUUUGCUUAAAAUGUAAUGUGCUAGGAAGAGGUGGAUUUUCUAGAGUUUCGCUUUAGUUAAAAUGCACAUUAAGGUGAUAGAAAUGGUUUAUUCACAAAAUUAUGACGUGUUUUGACCAUUUGUGCAUGAGUGUGCGUUAGCUUGAUGUGACUAGCCCACCGAAUGGUCCGACCUUGGCACACAAUUCUUUGAACGUAGCGCUUGUCAUUCGGAAGUGUUUAACCCACAGCUGGUCGAUAAAGUGGGUCCUCACCAAGAGCGUAGUUUGGCUUGAACAUUGGGGGGUUGUAGCGUGAAGCAUUUACAUAUUUCCAUUGAUCAUGAUAUAAACAAUGUGUGUGUGUGUGUGUGUGGGGUGGGGUACCUCCCCCCAUCCCCCCUGGAAUCUAUGCCCCUGGUCCUCACAAUCCGCCAGAACAGUUUUGAGGUCGGGCGCUCCCAGAUAUGCUGAGACUGGUGGUGUGUGGGCAUCACAGCUAUUUCAGCCCACAUUAUAUCAGAUAUUACACUUAUUCUGCAGUGUCUCGUGGGUGCAUUUAAGAAAAUGAGAUACUUGAUCCAAUCUUGCAAAUAAAACUGUCCCCAAAGCAGGGAGAGGUCAUUCAGCUGCUCCAUCAUGACGAGCUAUAAUGUGCAUUACGUAGUGGAUGGAAACGCGCAACAAUUCAUAUUUUCUUAAGUAACAUUUUUAGAAAUGCGCUUAAAAAAUGCUAAACAUUUUGGAUGGAAACCCAGCAACUGUGAACAAUAUGUAUCAGAAUGUGAAAUACACUGAUAAGUGUUGUGUUUACAUUAUUUGCAUGUGUCUAAAGUGCCUCAUUCAUACUCUAAAGCUUGCAUAUAUGUUGAUUUUCCUCUGUGGUGGACAAAUAUAAACUUCAGAAGUGCCUCAUUUAAAUUUUGAUUUAAAUUGAAAGAAAUUUAAAUUAUCCUCAGGUUAAUCAGUACUUAUAUUUGUGAAUAUUCUUUUAACGCUUUCUAAAGGAUUUGCAUCAUUUUUUAAUUGUUUCAAUUUAAAUGCAGGUGUUUAUUCAUGCUUGAAAGAUUCACAAAGUGCCUCAAAAUCAGCUGAACACAUAAAAAGAAAAGCAAUUUCUAUGUAGUGACCGUCAUAUUAUUUUUGCUUUUGCUUUUUGUCAUUGCAAAGCUCAGACUUUAAUGAAACUUGAACUGGACCAUGUUUAUUUAUCUAAUUUCAGAUUUAUUUGUGUAAAGAUAAAGCUGAGUGUGUGUUUUAAUGCUAGUAAUAUUGGAAUGUUUCUGGAAGGUUUUUUUCUCCCCCGUUGUUUUAUAUUGUGGUAUUAACAGCAUCUGGAAGAAAAAAAUCUAUAUAGUUCCUUCGGGAUGCUUUGGUGCAAAUAUUGAAAUAAACAUUUGGGAAAAGAA